UCGUACAACUUCACCUCCAACUGGGCGGGCCCCAACGUGUGCGCGUACAACGGCAUCUACUGCGCGCCGCGGCCCUCCGACGGGGCGUUGGUCGUGGCCGGCAUCGACCUCAACCACGCCGACAUCGCAGGCCCCAUCCCCGCCGACCUCCCCCUCGGCGUGCCCGACCUGGCGCUGCUCCACCUCAACUCCAACCGCUUCUGCGGGGUGCUGCCGGACACGCUGCUCCACCUGCGACUCCUCCACGAGCUCGACCUCAGCAACAACCGCUUCGUCGGCGCCUUCCCCGCCGUCGUGCUCGCGCUCCCCUCGCUCCGCUACCUCGACCUCCGCUUCAACGACUUCGAGGGCCCCAUCUCGCCGCCGCUCUUCGACCGCCCGCUCGACGCCAUCCUCCUCAACUCCAACCGCCUCCGCGGGCCCAUCCCGGCCAACCUCGGCAACUCGCCGGCCUCGGUGCUUGUGCUCGCGCACAACCGCCUCGGCGGUUGCAUCCCACCGUCGAUAGGGAGGAUGGCGGCCACGCUCAACGAGAUCGCCCUCAUCGACGACGACCUCACCGGCUGCGUCCCGCCGCAAGUCGGCCUGCUCAGGAAGGUCACGGUGUUCGAUGUCAGCGGCAACCACCUCCAGGGCCCGCUCCCGUGA
Messenger RNA from Zea mays, 648 nucleotides. RefSeq names its product leucine-rich repeat extensin-like protein 1. The transcript is spliced from 2 exons. Gene Ontology annotation, molecular function: protein binding. Lineage: Eukaryota; Viridiplantae; Streptophyta; Magnoliopsida; Poales; Poaceae. The annotation marks the transcript as partial. The record is from RefSeq and is a predicted model, not a curated record.